Molecule: messenger RNA, 7621 nt
Organism: Dunckerocampus dactyliophorus (ringed pipefish)
Lineage: Eukaryota; Metazoa; Chordata; Actinopteri; Syngnathiformes; Syngnathidae
Gene: nos1
Product: nitric oxide synthase 1 (neuronal)
Exons: 29
Coding region: 288-4547 (1419 amino acids)
Biological process (GO): nitric oxide biosynthetic process
Molecular function (GO): heme binding; NADP binding; FMN binding
Source: RefSeq, a predicted model, not a curated record
AGCCACAAGCGUGCCUCCAGAGAGGCACAGCGCGCCGCACUUGGACUUGGACACCUUUUUUCUUUUUCUUUUUUUCCCCACCUUCCUGCGGAGGGAUGAACGACGUGUGCCGCUGAGGAGCGCAGGAGUUUCACCACCAAGUUUUUGUUGUUGUUGUUUUUUUGUGCAUUGAGCGUUUUGGCACGUUCGGCCACCAUCCAGGCGUUGUUGUUCUCAGUGAAACUCCCAGGGGCCACACAAACACAUUAAGCCUCUCACACAUACACACACACACACAAAUCGGCGCCAUGCAGGAGUCCGAGGCAACCGUGUGCCAGCUGCAGCCCAACAUCAUCUCCGUGCGUCUUUUCAAGAGGAAGGUGGGCGGCCUGGGCUUCCUGGUGAAGCAGAGGGUGUCCAAGCCACCCGUCAUCGUGUCCGACUUGAUCCGGGGCGGCGCUGCCGAGGAGUGUGGCCUGGUGCAGGUGGGCGACAUUGUGCUGGCCGUCAACAACAAGCCCCUGGUGGACCUGUCCUACGAGCGCGCCCUGGAGACGCUGAAGAACGUCUCGCCCGACAGCCACGCCGUGCUCAUCCUCCGCGGGCCUGAGGGCUUCACCACUCACCUGGAGACCACCUUGUCAGGAGACGGGCGCCAGCGCACCACGCGGGUCACGCGGCCAGCCUUCCCGGCCUCCAAGUCCUACGAUCACUGCUCCCCGCUCAGCCCCUUCAGCCCUGCGCUGCAGCAGGUCAACAAGGAGCCCCAGCUGAGGGCCAUCGAGAACCUCACAAUGCAGAGGGGCGGCGUCCAAACCCAGGACCCCCUGCUCAUGAGGGACGGCAGCCGAGGAGCCCUCCUGUGUAACGGAAUGGAGGAGAACAAUGACCUGCUGAAGGAGAUCGAGCCGGUGCUGCGGCUCAUCAGGAGCACCAAGAAGGAGCUCAACGGGGAGGGCCAGAGGAAUGCCGCGCGACAGGACUCCGAGAUCCAAGUGGCCUGGGACAUCGCCGUGGGAAACGGUACCUCACCCCAGCUGGCUUCCGAUAACAACAGGAGGCGGGAGAACAUGCCGGUGGUGCUGCACAACAUCGAGGCCGAGCAGAGCCCCGCCACAGGAAAGACCUCGCCCACCAAGUCGCUGCAGAACGGAAGCCCCUCCAAGUGCCCGCGCUUCAUCAAGAUCAAGAACUGGGAGUCCGGAACCGUCUACAACGACACUCUCCACCACGGCUCGGCAAAGCUGCCAAGCUGCAAUGAGAACGUGUGCCUCGGCUCGAUCAUGAUGCCCAACCUGCACGCUCGCAAGCCAGACGAGGUGCGGAGCAAAGAGGAGCUCCUUCCUCUGGCCACCGACUUCAUCGACCAGUACUACACGUCCAUCAAAAGGUACGGCUCCAAGGCCCACACGGACCGGCUGGAGGAGGUGACCAAAGAGAUCGAGGCAUCCGGAGCGUACCAGCUCAAGGACACGGAGCUGAUAUACGGAGCCAAGCACGCCUGGAGGAACGCCGCCCGCUGUGUGGGGAGAAUCCAGUGGUCCAAACUGCAGGUUUUUGAUGCGAGGGAUUGCACAACAGCUCACGGAAUGUACAACUACAUCUGCAACCACAUCAAGUACGCCACCAACAAGGGCAACCUGAGGUCAGCCAUUACCAUAUUCCCUCAGAGGACGGACGGUAAACACGACUUCCGAGUGUGGAACAGUCAGCUGAUCCGUUACGCCGGGUACAAGCAGCCUGACGGACACAUCCUGGGAGAUCCUGCCAAUGUGGAACUCACCGAGAUCUGCAUCCAGCUGGGGUGGAAGGCUCCCAAGGGUCGCUUUGACGUUCUGCCCCUCCUGCUGCAAGCCAACGGCAAUGACCCCGAACUCUUUGAGAUCCCCGAAGACCUCAUCCUGGAGGUGCCCAUCACGCACCCAAAGUUCGAGUGGUUCAAGGACCUGGACCUGAAGUGGUACGGUCUGCCCGCCGUCUCCAACAUGCUGCUGGAGAUUGGCGGCCUCGAGUUCACCGGCUGCCCCUUCAGUGGAUGGUACAUGGGCACGGAGAUUGGUGUCAGGGACUUCUGCGACAGCUCCCGCUACAACAUUCUGGAGGAUAUCGCCAACAAGAUGGCCUUAGAUACCAGGAAGUCCUCCUCCCUCUGGAAAGACCAAGCUCUGGUGGAGAUCAACAUCGCUGUUCUCUACAGCUUCCAGAUGUGCAAAGUGACCAUCGUGGACCAUCACUCGGCCACUGAGUCCUUCAUGAAGCACAUGGAGAACGAGUACCGGGUGCGAGGGGGCUGUCCCGGUGACUGGGUGUGGAUCGUGCCCCCCAUGUCGGGAAGCAUCACACCCGUCUUUCACCAGGAGAUGCUGAACUACCGCCUCACGCCGUCCUUUGAGUACCAGGCGGAUCCCUGGAACACUCACGUGUGGAAAGGAGUCAAUGGGACGCCCACCAAGAAAAGAGCCAUCGGAUUCAAGAAGCUUGCCAAGGCGGUGAAGUUCUCGGCCAAGCUGAUGGGUCAGGCCAUGGCAAAGAGAGUCAAGGCCACCAUCCUGUUCGCCACCGAGACGGGCAAGUCUCACGAUUACGCCAAAACCCUGUGUGAAAUCUUCAAGCACGCCUUCGACGCAAAGGUGAUGUCCAUGGACGAGUACGACAUGGUGGACCUGGAGCACGAGACGCUGGUGUUGGUGGUGAGCAGCACGUUCGGCAACGGCGACCCGCCUGAAAAUGGAGAGAAAUUCGGAGCGGCCUUAAUGGAGAUGCGGCACCCGACGUCAAACACUGAAGACAGAAAGAGUUACAAGAUUCGUUUCAACAGCGUGUCCUCCUACUCGGACACCAGGAAGUCCUCCAGCGACGAGCCCGAAGCGAAGGUCAACUUUGAGAGCACCGGACCGCUCGCCAACGUCAGGUUCUCGGUCUUUGGCCUGGGAUCCAGGGCCUACCCACACUUCUGCGCCUUUGCCCACGCUAUAGACACGCUCUUUGAGGAGCUCGGGGGGGAGCGCAUCCUCCGCAUGGGGGAGGGGGAUGAGCUGUGCGGCCAGGAGGAGUCCUUCAGAACCUGGGCCAAGAAGGUUUUUAAGGCCGCCUGCGACGUGUUCUGCGUGGGCGACGACGUCAAUAUCGAGAAGGCCAACAACUCCUUGAUCAGCAAUGACCGCAGCUGGAAGAAAAGCAAGUUCCGCCUGACAUACGACGCUGAGGCGCCGGCUCUCACUGACGCUCUGUACAGCAUCCACAAGAAGAGAGUUUAUGGGGCCAAAAUGCUGGAAUCUCAAAACCUCCAAAGUUCCAAAUCCAAUCGCUCCACCAUAUUUGUGCGCCUCGACACAAACAACCACGAUAUGCUGAGCUACCACCCCGGCGACCAUCUGGGCAUCUUUGCCGGCAACCACGAGGACCUGGUGACGGCGCUCAUAGACAAGCUGGAAGACGCACCACCUGUCAAUCAGAUCGUCAAAGUGGAGUUCCUGGAGGAGAGGAACACUGCCCUAGGCGUAAUCAGUAACUGGACCAACGAGACCCGCAUACCCCCCUGCACCAUCUCCCAGGCCUUCCAGUACUUCCUGGACAUCACUACGCCCCCCAGCCCCGUGCUCCUGCAGCAGUUUGCCGCCCUGGCCACCAACGACAAGCACAAAAAGAGGCUGGAGGUGCUCAGUAAGGGCCUGCAAGAGUACGAGGAGUGGAAGUGGUACAAUACCCCUACGCUGGUGGAGGUGCUGGAAGAGUUCCCGUCCAUUCAGGUGUCCUCCACCUUGCUGCUCACCCAGCUGCCUCUGCUGCAGCCUCGCUACUACUCCAUCAGCUCCUCACCGGACGUGCACCCGGGGGAGAUUCACCUCACCGUGGCGGUGGUUUCCUUCCGAGCCAAAAAUGGAGAGGGACCCAUCCACCACGGCAUGUGCUCCUCGUGGCUCAACAGGAUUGAGAAGGGCGACAUGGUGCCGUGUUUUGUCCGAGGGGCGCCUUCCUUCCAUCUUCCCAAAGACCACCAAGCUCCUUGCAUUCUGGUGGGCCCGGGCACGGGCAUCGCCCCUUUCAGGAGCUUCUGGCAGCAGAGGCUGUUUGACCUUGAACACAAAGGGAUCGAGUCGUGGCCCAUGAUCCUGGUGUUUGGCUGUCGGCAGUCGGAGAUAGACCACAUCUACAAGGAAGAGACCAUCCAGGCUAAGAACAAGGAGGUGUUCAAGGAGCUCUACGCAGCCUAUUCCAGAGAACCCGGCAAACCAAAGAAAUACGUGCAGGAUGUUCUACGUGAGCAGCUGUCAGAGAGAGUGUAUCAGUGCCUGAGGGAGGAGGGAGGACACAUCUACGUGUGCGGAGAUGUCACCAUGGCGGGCGACGUCCUCAAGACGGUGCAGCAAAUCAUCAAGCAGCAGGGCAACAUGAGCCUGGAGGACGCCGGCUUCUUCAUCAGCAGGCUCCGGGAUGAGAACCGCUACCACGAGGACAUUUUCGGGGUCACCCUGCGCACUUACGAGGUCACCAACCGACUGCGGUCUGAGUCCAUCGCCUACAUCGAGGAGAGCAAGAAAGAUUCUGACGAGGUUUUCUGCUCGUAGGCCUGCGACGUGACGACGGCAGACGGACGCCAGGAUGCAGCAGCACUGGUUAGACAAUACUGUGCCAACUUUUGUACUGUAAAAAAAAACAAGUAACUAUAUAUAUAUAUAUAUAUAUAUAUAUAUAUAUAUAUGUUCAUGUCUUUCUUUUUUUAUACCACGUUUCUGUUCUGCUGAGGCUCGUUAGCGACUGCAGAUGCUAACUGGGUCUCCUUACGUGUAAUGACCUGCCUCGUUGUGAAUGCAUGACCUGAGACUCAAGAAUAUAAUCCAAGUCUGUGUGUUACUGUGCUGCACCGCAAAGGCUUCCUGUUACGUUUGUGUGGCGUACUGUAUAACUGCGACAAAAAAAAAAGAAGGUGGGGGUCCGCAGGCAGGCAUUAUGGGAUGUCUGAGAGUUUGGAAGCAUGCAGGUGAGGAUCAUCCAAGCGUCGCAUCUUUCACGUCCCUUGUUUGUGUGUGUUGCCCCAGGACGUAGACAGAGCCCACCCUGUGAUCCAACAAAUACACUUAGCCGAUGUAAGUGGACUUUUGGUGUAAAGCUCUAUACUAAGACCACUACACUACUUACUCAUUACUGUCGCUUUCAACAAAACACAAACAGAAAGAAAUGUGGCUCAUUGCCAACAGGGGGCGAUAUUUCAUGCAAAAGAAAUGUACUUACAUUGAUGGCCAACAGGGGGGCGAUGCUUUUUAGUUUAAAAACAACAAUCGUACGUACAGUAGAACCCCGGAACUUUGACCACAAUGUCCAUAUUGUUCGGCCUUUGAAUCAGUGACUUGUUUCCCCCAAAAUUGAACUUAUCUGCUCCAGAACAUUUUGCCAGAACGGUUUGCCAUUCUAGAACUUUUUUUGAUGUAACGUUUUAAGUCACAAAAAUACUUUUGUACUCAUUUGUUCAUGUUCUGGAAUCCUUUUCUCAUGCGCUUAAGCAUAAGUUUUAAGUUAUACUUAAUAAAAAAAAUAGGAUGAACCAAUUUGUCUUAUGUCGCUUCAAACAAACAAAUUUUGUUCAAAUUUAGAACUUUUUUUCCUUAAUCUUCUGCCAUUGUAGAACAUACAAGGUUUAUAACUUAAAUGUAAACCUUAUUUUACAAAAAGUAAGUUACAGUAAUUAGUGUUAUGUCAUUUUGAAUAGAUUUUGUUCAGAUUUUGAAUCAAUAAAUAUUUUCUGAAAAAGUGUUUGCCAUUCUAGAGCAUUUCAGUGUAGGUUUAAAAAAAGGUUAUUUUCGAACAAAAAGAUUUUGUUCAGAUUUAGAAUACAUGUUUUACCCUAAAAUCUUUUUCCACUUUAGAACAUUUAAGUAUAAAGUUUGUAACUUAAAUUAAACCUUAUUUUACAGAAAGUAAGUUAUGCUAAUUUAUCUUACAUCAUUUUGAGGAGAUUUGAUUCAGAUUAAUUUUGAAUCAAUUAAUUUUUUUCCCGAAAAACAUUUGACAUUCGAUAACAUUUAAUUGUAAGUUUUAAGUUAUAUUUUGCAAAAAAUAGUUUAUCCUAAUUUGUCUGCAGUAUGUUGUUUCAAACACAUUUUGUUCAGAUUUUGAAUCAAUGAUUUUUUUCCCAAAAUGUUUUUGCCGUUCUAGAACAUUUAAACAUAAGUUAUAUAAGUUAUAUUUGAUUUAAAAUAAAUGUUAUACUAAUUUGUCUUACGUAAUUUUGACCAAACAGAUUUUGUUCAGAUUGUGAGUCAAUUUUUUUCCCUCAAAUCUUUUUCCAUUUUAGAACGUGUAAAAUAAGGUUUAUACCUGAAACUUAAACCCUAUUUUACAAAGCCUUCUUUUUACUUAUUUGAUGUUGUUUCAAACAGGUUUUGUUCAGAUUUUGAAUCAGUGAAUAUCUUCCCCUAAAUAUUUUUCCAUUUUAGAACAUUUAAACAUAAGAUUAAAGUUAUAUUUUAUAAACACACAUUAUACUGAUUGGUCUUAUGUAAUUUUGAACAAACAGGUUUUGUUCAGAUUUUGAAUCGUUUUUUUAUUUCCCUAAAACCUUUUGGCAUUUUUCAUUUAAAUAUAAGGUUUAUAACUUAAACUUAAACCUUAUUUUGCAAAGCCUUAUUUUUACCUGUUUGAUGUCGUUUCAAGCAGAUUUUGUUCAGAUUUUGAAUCAAUUAAUAUCUUUCCCCCAAAUCUUUUUCCCCUUAAGAACAUUUAAACAUAAGGUUUAAAUUAUAGUUUAUAAAAACAGGUUAUACUAAUUUGUCUUAUGUCAUUUUGUAAAAACAGAUUUUGUUCAGUUUUUGAAUACAUUUUUUAUUUCCCUCAAAUCUUUUGCCAUCUUUGAACAUUUAAACAUCAGGUUUAUACCUUGAAGUUAAACCUUAUUUUACAAAGGCGUAUUUGUACCUAUUUUAUGUCGUUUCAAGCAGACAUUGUUCAGAUUUUGAAUCAAUGAAUCCCCUCGGGGGGCACGGUUCAAGUUCCGGGGAUCCGCCAGAUGUAGAUGUCGGUGUCGACCCGGUCAGUCGGAAGCACCCACGCCGGCCUAGGCUCGCUUCUCACGUCCACAUCGUAGGAAUAUCGGCUUCAAGAAAACGCUGCGUUCCCAUGGCGUCCCGUGGAUGAACGUCUCCUCUGUGUCUUUGGUUUAUUUAUAUGGGAAGGGGCGAGGUUGCAUUUGUGGUGUGAACUGUGUACCGGCCUGACAGUAUACAUACAGUAUAUACUACCUGUACCUGUACGUACAGUACAUAUAGAAACAUAUAUGCCACUUGGAUCUUUUCUAAGAAUGUAUUUUCAAGAUGUAAAAGGGCACUGCUUGUUUGAAAAGAAGAUAAAGCCAAAUGCAUGGUGAUGUUCUCGUGCUCGUGCCGGCCCGUCUGUGUCGUGACUUUCUUUGUCCGGCGGGCUUUUGGGCGGCUUCCUGUCCUUCUUUCCUUCUUUCCUUCUUUCUUUCUUUCUUUCUUUCUUUCUUUCUUUCUUUCUUUCCGUGUCUUUGCGUUUUUGGCUGCUGCUCUAAAGAACGCGUGUGAUCCCAUGUAAUCUAAUCUAAUCUAAUCUAAUGGCCUCCAUUGUGAGGAGAUUCCAUUGAAUGCAUCCACUGCAAGGACUCGGCUUUGACCAAUAAACCACAACA